GAAGCGCUUGGCACGAGCGCUCUGCGGGACCCAGCCUCCUGGCUCGUCCGGAUCUGUGCCCGCUGCUGCGGAAGGAGCCAAGGGGAGGACGCCUGCGGCUGCUUACUGGAGUCUGGAGGAAAAUGGAAACAUCAUUCACUUGAAAGAGUUGGAGUUUCCAGAUCCAGAACCAUUGACAAAUAGGACAGGAUACAGGCAAAAGGAUGCAUAACCUAUGAUAAAAGGAAAAUCCGAAGCAUUCAUUUAAAGAUCAAUCCUGAGUGGAAUUUGACAGAAGAUGUUACAGCAGUUUUGUCUUUGGAAGUGCAUAGCUUCAGGGAUUGUUUUAGGCUCUCUCUUGGCAGUCUGCAUGGGCCAGUAUGAUGAUGAUUGCAAACUAGCUAGGGGAGGACCACCUGCUACCAUAGUUGCUAUUGAUGAAGAGAGUCGAAAUGGUACGAUUCUGGUGGAUAACAUGUUGAUCAAAGGGACUGCGGGAGGACCAGAUCCCACCAUAGAACUGUCUCUGAAGGACAACGUGGAUUACUGGGUGUUGUUGGAUCCUAUUAAGCAGAUGCUUUUCCUGAACAGCACAGGAAGAGUUCUGGAUAGAGAUCCACCAAUGAACAUACACUCAAUUGUGGUGCAAGUCCAGUGCAUUAACAAGAAAGUGGGCACAGUUAUUUACCAUGAAGUUCGAAUCGUGGUGAGAGACAGGAACGACAACUCACCCACAUUCAAGCAUGAAAGCUACUAUGCCACGGUGAAUGAGCUUACUCCAGUUGGUACCACAAUAUUUACAGGAUUUUCAGGAGACAAUGGAGCUACAGAUAUAGAUGAUGGUCCAAAUGGACAGAUAGAAUAUGUUAUUCAAUAUAAUCCAGAUGAUCCGACAUCCAAUGACACCUUUGAAAUUCCACUCAUGUUAACUGGAAAUGUGGUAUUAAGAAAAAGACUAAACUAUGAAGAUAAGACUCGCUACUAUGUCAUCAUCCAAGCUAAUGACCGUGCACAAAAUCUGAAUGAACGGCGAACCACCACCACCACCCUCACAGUGGAUAUUCUGGAUGGAGAUGACUUGGGUCCAAUGUUUCUCCCUUGUGUCCUUGUGCCAAACACUCGUGAUUGUCGACCACUUACCUAUCAAGCUGCCAUACCUGAGCUAAGAACUCCGGAAGAACUCAACCCCAUCAUCGUGACGCCACCCAUCCAAGCAGUUGAUCAGGACCGGAACAUUCAGCCACCAUCAGAUAGGCCAGGCAUCCUCUAUUCCAUCCUUGUUGGGACUCCUGAAGAUUACCCACGAUUUUUUCAUAUGCAUCCAAGGACCGCAGAACUUAGUCUCCUGGAGCCAGUAAACAGAGACUUUUAUCAGAAAUUUGAUUUGGUUAUUAAGGCUGAACAGGACAAUGGUCAUCCUCUUCCUGCUUUUGCCAGCCUACAUAUUGAAAUACUGGAUGAAAAUAAUCAGAGCCCAUAUUUUACAAUGCCCAGUUAUCAAGGCUAUAUCCUGGAAUCUGCCCCAGUUGGAGCCACCAUUUCUGACAGUCUGAAUUUGACCACUCCGCUAAGAAUAGUAGCUCUGGACAAGGAUAUUGAAGAUACCAAAGACCCAGAGCUUCACCUCUUUUUGAAUGAUUACACUUCAGUCUUCACUGUCACACAGACUGGUAUCACUCGCUACCUCACCUUACUUCAACCAGUGGACAGGGAAGAACAGCAAACUUACACCUUUUCGAUAACAGCAUUUGAUGGAGUACAAGAAAGUGAGCCAGUUAUUGUUAAUAUCCGGGUCAUGGAUGCCAAUGAUAAUACUCCAACCUUCCCUGAAAUAUCUUAUGAUGUCUAUGUCUACACAGAUAUGAAAGCUGGGGACAGUGUCAUACAGCUCACUGCAGUCGACGCAGAUGAAGGGUCAAAUGGGGAGAUCACAUAUGAAAUCCUAGUUGGGGCUCAGGGAGACUUCAUCAUCAAUAAAACAACAGGACUUAUCACCAUCGCCCCAGGAGUGGAAUUGAUAGUCGGGCAGACUUAUGCACUCACUGUCCAAGCAGCGGAUAAUGCUCCUCCUGCGGAGAGAAGGCACUCCAUCUGUACUGUGUAUAUUGAAGUGCUUCCUCCAAAUAACCAAAGCCCUCCCCGCUUCCCGCAGCUGAUGUAUAGCCUUGAAAUUAGCGAAGCCAUGAGAAUUGGUGCUGUUUUAUUAAAUCUACAGGCAACGGAUCGAGAGGGGGACCCAAUUACAUAUGCCAUUGAGAAUGGAGAUCCUCAAAGAGUUUUUAAUCUUUCAGAAACUACGGGGAUUCUUACCUUGGGGAAAGCACUGGACAGGGAAAGUACUGACCGCUAUAUUCUCAUCGUCACAGCUACAGAUGGCAGGCCUGACGGGACAUCAACUGCUACUGUGAAUAUAGUGGUGACAGAUGUCAAUGACAAUGCUCCAGUCUUUGACCCCUAUCUACCGAGAAAUCUGUCUGUGGUGGAGGAAGAAGCCAAUGCCUUCGUAGGCCAAGUGAGGGCAACAGACCCUGAUGCUGGAAUCAAUGGUCAAGUGCACUACAGCUUGGGCAACUUCAACAAUCUCUUUCGCAUUACAUCCAAUGGAAGCAUCUAUACAGCAGUGAAGCUUAACAGAGAAGUAAGGGACUACUAUGAACUUGUUGUUGUGGCAACUGAUGGGGCCGUACACCCUCGUCAUUCAACUCUAACGCUGGCCAUCAAGGUUUUGGAUAUUGAUGAUAACAGUCCUGUGUUCACCAACUCAACAUAUACUGUGGUCGUUGAAGAGAACCUGCCAGCUGGAACCACCUUCCUUCAAAUAGAGGCCAAAGAUGUUGACCUUGGAGCAAAUGUAUCGUAUCGGAUAAGAAGCCCUGAAGUGAAGCAUUUGUUUGCACUACAUCCAUUUACCGGAGAACUCUCUCUUUUAAGGAGUUUGGACUAUGAGUCAUUUCCAGACCAGGAAGCAAGUAUCACAUUUCUAGUGGAGGCCUUUGAUAUAUAUGGAACAAUGCCACCUGGUAUUGCUACUGUCACAGUGAUUGUAAAGGAUAUGAAUGAUUAUCCUCCAGUAUUUAGUAAGCGGAUCUAUAAAGGGAUGGUUGCUCCAGAUGCCGUCAAGGGCACACCUAUCACAACUGUUUAUGCUGAAGACGCAGACCCGCCUGGAUUACCUGCCAGUCGUGUGAGGUAUAGAGUAGAUGAUGUCCAGUUUCCUUAUCCUGCAAGUAUUUUUGAUGUAGAAGAAAAUUCUGGAAGAGUAAUAACUCGAGUCAAUCUUAAUGAAGAACCAACAACUAUUUUUAAGUUGGUGGUUGUUGCUUUUGAUGAUGGUGAGCCUGUAAUGUCCAGCAGUGCCACAGUAAAGAUUCUUGUCUUGCAUCCUGGAGAAAUCCCACGCUUUACUCAAGAGGAAUAUAGACCUCCACCAGUAAGUGAACUUGCUACCAGAGGAACUGUGGUUGGUGUUAUUUCUGCUGCUGCCAUCAAUCAGAGUAUUGUGUAUUCCAUUGUUUCAGGAAAUGAAGAGGAUAAAUUUGGAAUUAAUAACAUCACAGGAGUUAUCUACGUUAAUGCUCCUCUGGAUUAUGAGACAAGAACAAGCUAUGUACUCAGAGUCCAAGCUGACUCCCUGGAAGUGGUCCUUGCCAAUCUCCGGGUUCCUUCAAAAAGCAAUACAGCCAAAGUGUAUAUAGAAAUUAAGGAUGAAAAUGAUCAUCCCCCAGUAUUUCAAAAAAAAUUCUAUAUUGGAGGUGUAUCUGAAGAUGCAAGAAUGUUUGCUUCUGUGCUCAGAGUUAAGGCUACCGAUAAGGAUACUGGAAAUUACAGUGCCAUGGCAUACAGACUCAUAAUACCACCGAUCAAAGAGGGAAAAGAAGGAUUUGUGGUAGAAACAUAUACAGGACUUAUCAAAACUGCCAUGCUCUUCCAUAAUAUGAGGAGAUCCUACUUCAAGUUUCAAGUAAUAGCAACUGAUGACUAUGGGAAGGGACUAAGUGGCAAAGCAGAUGUACUUGUCUCUGUGGUCAAUCAGCUGGAUAUGCAAGUCAUUGUUUCUAAUGUGCCUCCUACUCUAGUGGAAAAAAAGAUAGAAGAUCUUACAGAGAUUUUGGAUCGCUAUGUUCAGGAGCAAAUUCCUGGUGCCAAGGUUGUAGUGGAGUCCAUUGGUGCUCGCCGGCAUGGAGAUGCCUUUUCUCUAGAAGAUUAUACCAAAUGUGACUUGACUGUCUAUGCAAUAGAUCCCCAAACCAACAGAGCCAUCGACAGAAAUGAGCUUUUUAAAUUUUUGGAUGGCAAACUGCUCGAUAUCAAUAAAGACUUUCAGCCGUAUUAUGGGGAAGGUGGACGCAUUCUGGAGAUCCGGACGCCAGAGGCAGUGACCAGCAUUAAAAAACGAGGAGAAAGUCUAGGCUACACAGAAGGGGCAUUGCUAGCUCUGGCCUUCAUCAUCAUCCUCUGCUGUAUUCCUGCCAUCUUGGUGGUCUUGGUCAGCUACAGACAGUUCAAAGUACGCCAAGCUGAGUGCACCAAGACAGCACGAAUCCAAUCUGCAUUACCUGCAGCUAAACCAGCAGUGCCAGCUCCAGCACCUGUGGUGGCACCCCCGCCGCCACCACCACCGCCUCCGGGUGCCCAUCUCUAUGAAGAACUUGGGGACAGCACGAUUUGGAGUUUUUGUUGGCAGCUGGUCAUAUGCAUGAGAACUUGUGCUAUUUGGCGGACUCUGACAAGGAGAGGUUUUACAUCAGAGCAACAACAACUGCUGAGGCCUUCUCUCCUUAAACCUGAGGAGUUAUCCAUGGAGUCUGGAAUUGAUCCUGGCCAGGAAUAUGGACAAGAUUAUUACAGUUAUGAGCAUGGGUAUGAAAUGCCUCAAUACGGAAGUCGCCGUCGUUUGUUACCACCUGUUGGACAAGAGGAGUAUGGUGAGGUAGUUGGUGAAGCUGAAGAAGAAUACGAGGAGGAAGAGUGGGCCAGAAAAAGAAUCAUCAAGUUAGUUGUUGAUCGAGACUAUAAAACUAGCUCAGCUGAAGAAGACAGUGCUCCAGACAGUCAGAGGAACCGUCUUCACCAUCCUAAUAUCAAUGGCAAUAUAUAUAUUGCACAGAAUGGUUCUGUGGUGAGAACCCGUCGUUCCUGCCUCACUGAAAACUUGAAAAUUUCUUCCCCUGUCCGACUGGGGAGGCACUUUAAGAAACUAGACAAAUUGGCAGUCACGCAGGAGGAGAAUGUUCCCCUGAAUACACUAUCCAAGGGGCCAUUUGCUACUGAGAAAAUGAAUACUAGAUCAACUCUUGUUACAUUUGCCCCUUGUCCAGUGGGCACUGACAGUACAGUAAAGAAACCAUUGGGGAAUAGGCUGAAAAGCACAGUUGAACAGGAAUCUAUGAUUGACAAUAAGAAUAUUAUUAAAGAGUCUCUGGAGUUUCACAGUGAUCACACACAGACAGAUGACGAAGAGCUUUGGAUGGGUCCAUGGAACAAUCUCCAUAUACCAAUGACAAAGUUAUAAUCAGAUUUUUAAAAACAUGAUUUUAAUUUUUACUUCAGUUUUUAAUAGACUUGACUUUUUAUUGUCACUGAGAAAACAAUGUAUGAAAUUUAUAUCAUGCUCACAAGCUAAAACUUUGAAUAUGCUUUAAAAAGAGAUUUGCACUCACAUUUGUAUCAAUUAAUUGUUCUACCCCCGAAUGUUUCAGACAGACUCAGUUCACUAAGUAGCAUAUCAUUUAAUCAUUUAGAUAUUUUUGUUGAGUCUAUUUUUUCAUUUUAAUAAAUAAUUUACUAAGUAACCAUUUAUAUUUUGUUUUGAACAUGUUGCUCUUCAUUUAUAGUUCUACAGCAGAAUAUUUUUGGCACAUGUAAUUUUACUUUUCAUAAAAAAAUGAGAAAAUUUAUAUCAGAAGAUUUUUCAGGUAAUGGGUUUAUACAGUUGCUAUCUAUAUUGUCCUGAUUUUUUAAAUGUUCUGAAUGUAUUACAAAGUGAAGUAAAUGUGGGAAUCUUCUACAAAUCGUUUAGAACCAUAAGCCUAUUUUCCUUAUUGUCCAAUAUAGAGUUUAUAUAUGUAUAUUUUGACCUAAAACACAUGAAGUCACAUUGUUGCAUAAAUAUCAUUUACAAUUUACCCUGAUGCCCUUUCUCCAUAUAUAGUCUGCCAGUGUCAGGCAUAAUAGGAAUAGGGAAUUAAGUUUAGCCAUUUGAAGUUAAAUAACUAUUUGGAACAUUAUAGUGAUCUCUCUUAACAAAAGGUUACAGAGAGAUUGGAAUGGGUCAAAUAGGCAAUAAUACAUCUACAACCAACCACAUUUUCAGUAUUGAAAAUGUAGUAAAACCACAGAGCUCUCACAUAAAUGUCACUGGACUUGAAUGUUUUAUAUACUCACAUAAGAGAAAUUUGCAGGGUGAAUAAUUUGUAUAAAUGUUAAAUUCCAGUAAAUAUUACAAAUUCAUAGUUUUAAGUGCAGUAUUCCAUUUCUCCUUGUUCACGUUUAUUUAUGGUUAUAGGUUAUAGCAUAUAACCGGGAAAUGAAGGCCUGAGUAUUUUUAGCAAAGGAUAGACUUGAAUUUUCAUAAUUGAGUGGAGCACAGUGUUACAAUGUUUUACUAUUAACAGAAACAACACAAAUUAUCUUUUUAAAAAAAUUACCAAAGGUUGACUUGUGUUUUGCAUAUUCUCCAGAUGUGAAAGGUAUAAAAUAAUAGAAUAGAGUAAUCCAGAAUUUUAUUGAAUAUGACUUAAUAACAUAUAUCUCACCAGAAAUUUUGCACGGUAUUAUCCAAGUUCUAAUUUCAAUAAAAUCCUCUCAUGAAUGAAAUUCUACAGUUUUAAGAUUGAAUACAGCAUUGCAAUUAUAAAGUUCCAUUCAUGUUCAAUAUUUUAAAUGUUCAGUCAUUUAUUCCAAUACUUUAAAUGUAAAUUAUGACUAACUUAAAAUCAUCAACAUAUGAGCAGUGUGUUUUUUUAUUUCAGAUUUCAAAUGUGAGAUUAAGUACAGUAACAUCUCAUUUAUCUGAAAUCCUGGAAAUUGUUUCUGUUCUUGCUUAAAAAGGCAUCAACAUUAACUGGGAGCUUAUUAUUAAUGUGGAAUUCUACUCACACUCUCAGGUCUACAAAUAAGAAUUGCAUAUUUUCAAAAGAUCCCAGAAUGAAUAUUAAAUUUUGGAAAGUGGUUACCUAUAACCUUGAACUGCUGGACUUACACCUUGUUGCAUCAAAGUGAUCAUUUUCAGUAUAAAGUAUUUGACAUUCAGUUUCAUAUUCAGUAAAGCAUAUGCCAUAUCUUCAUUAAUUGAAUCAGAGAUUGCUAAAUACGGUUCAAUAGUCUUUGAUGUCCCAAGGUCUUGCUCAGUUAUCUUUUUUCACUUCUUACUAAUUUCAGGUUGUAAUUUGUUAAUUUAAUUUUGUCAUAAUGCCUGUCUCUAAAAUUUAUAUUUCAGCUCUUCUAAUCUCCUGGUAAGCAAGUUUGUGUUUUGUUUGCUUGCUUGUUUUGUAUAUGGCUAUUAAGAAAGAAUCUAAAGGUAGUUCAAAUGGUAAGCUCAUGUCACCUCAUGGCUGAUAAACAUCUCUGAGUGUGGCCCUCUGCCCCCUGAGUGCUAUGGGUAAGCCAGUCUGAAGUGGCCUCACUGCCUAGCUUAUCUCUAUAAGAAAUAACAUUAAACCUGAAGUGGAAAUCAUGCAUAUGGUUUCAAAGACCCUUAUUUGCCAUCAUUGGGAUAUGAUCAUUGUUCUAGAAAUUUAAGUUGGCAGAAGACUAGUGCCUGAUACAUGAGAUGUCACUGCAUUCAAAAGUUCUUUAAAAACAACUCUAAAAGUAUUUUAAGCUACUCACAACAUAUUUUAGCAAUGUCGAACUGAUCUUUUCAGUGAAACUAAUCAUAAAAUUAAUUGGUUUCCAAAUUAGUGGACGCAAUAUAAAGUUGAAAAAUAUAUAUUGCAACCAUGUCAAAGAUUUGUUCCAUGUAUUUAAAAGUAAAAUAUACAUACCAGCAAAAUUAUUGCUAAAUAUUUGAAUCAAAUUGAUUGAAUAACUACUAUGGUAGGACUUUCUCUAAUCUUUAAGACUCUGACUCAGGAUUAAAAUUGUGAAAUUCAGGGGAGAUAUGCAAGUGUAUUUUACCUUAAGGAUACUUAAAAUUUUUAUUUCUGUGUAAAUGUUUAUAAAUAAAUUCAUGUUAUUUCUCCACAAUAUAUACAUAAAUGUUGUUUAUUGUUUUUAACCAGUUUUCAGUUGGGCAUAAGAAAGUAUAUAUCUUGGAUCUAUCUUGGCUGACAAAGAUGAGAACAAGUGAUAUGACUAAAAUAUUUCUAAAUAUGUUGGUUUUGGAUGAAAUUCAUUCAUUAGCAUUAAAGAAAAGGGAGGAGAAAAAAAGUAUACUAAAGAUGAUAUAGGAUAUUUUUAAUCAAUGACUAUCAAAUCAAAGAUACAAGUAUCUAUUUGACUAAUUUUUAUAAGAUAUAAACUCUGAGAGUUUUCAUGGAAUUAUAACUGUAUGAUGGCCAAAAACAUAUUUGCAAUUCCAGAAAAAGGUUUGCCUUGAAUUUUAUAUGUGAUACAUCAUUCAUUCAAUUAAACCAACUUGGUAACAUGAAUAUAAAAAUGAAUUGUUUAUCCAAUGUGGUUAUUCCAAAUGGGAAAUUAUAUUUACUAUUGAAAAAUAUUGUUUGCAUUAUGCUUCAUAGAAUCAGAAAAAUUGAAUAUUAAUUUUUAAGAACUUUGAUUUUUUUAAGUCUGGCUUUUUAACUUUUUCUGCUUCACUUUCUGUACAUUGUACGUAAGUGGGGCUUGUAUCCACUAAUUAUCUGUACGAUAGGCAGAAAGUGCUAAUAAUGUAUUCUCAGGGCAGAUGCCCAUUGGUGCCUGCAGAUAACACAGCGAUAAGGUUGAGGGAUUCAUUCUAAACAAUAUUAAGAAGCUCUGUUUUGUAUUGAUUGUUUCUUCUUCUCAAGUGAUAACAUGAUUUUUUGUCCUAUAGUUUAUUUCAUUUAUAAUUUUUUUGAACUUGAAUCUUGAUAAAACCAAGCUUUGCUUUUUAGAUUGAAUCUAUUUUUCAUAGAAGUCUACUUUAAAUUUAUGGUAAGUUAAGCACAUAUGGGGAAGAGUUGGACAUUAAAAUCUAAAGAAUUAUCAGCACAUUCACUACUUUCCAAACACUUGUUUUUCCUUAACAGAUAUAUAUUGUUUUCCUGUAUGAAGGAUACAAAUUAAUAAAUUAUGUUUAAUUGCAUUGUUAAUCACUAUAAAAUAUUUCACAAAUAAAUUUCUAU
Messenger RNA from Sorex araneus (European shrew), 9245 nucleotides. RefSeq names its product protocadherin related 15 (gene PCDH15). Gene Ontology annotation, molecular function: calcium ion binding. Gene Ontology annotation, cellular component: stereocilium; plasma membrane. The record is from RefSeq and is a predicted model, not a curated record. The transcript is spliced from 40 exons. Gene Ontology annotation, biological process: inner ear development; sensory perception of sound; homophilic cell-cell adhesion. Lineage: Eukaryota; Metazoa; Chordata; Mammalia; Eulipotyphla; Soricidae. The coding region runs from base 278 to 5491 and encodes 1737 amino acids.